Lotus japonicus is the source of this 1632-nucleotide messenger RNA. Its product is annotated as patatin-like protein 2. Bases 177 to 1391 code for a protein of 404 amino acids. The transcript has 5 exons. Gene Ontology annotation, biological process: lipid metabolic process. NCBI's taxonomy places the organism in Eukaryota, Viridiplantae, Streptophyta, Magnoliopsida, Fabales, Fabaceae. The record is from RefSeq and is a predicted model, not a curated record. Gene Ontology annotation, molecular function: monoacylglycerol lipase activity; glycerophospholipase activity.
GAAACCAUAUCUUAUAACAGACUUCAAACUUGAGCUCUAACAACAUUUUCUUCCUCUUCUAAUCACAUACAAGUUCUAACAAUUCCCCACUGUGCAACCAAUUCAUAAGCUUUCAGCUGCUUUUCUUUGGCAUUAAACAAAAAGACACACAAACUUCCACUUUCCAAUAUAUAUAAAUGGAGACAACAAAUUCACCACCCCCUCUUCAAAUUCAGCCUCCCACUUAUGGAAACUUGGUCACUGUUCUCAGCAUCGAUGGCGGUGGUAUCAGGGGUAUUAUUCCAGCAACUAUCCUCGAAUUCCUUGAAGCACAACUCCAGGAGUUGGAUGGUGAGUCCGCAAGGCUUGCAGAUUACUUUGAUGUGAUUGCAGGAACAAGCACCGGUGGCCUUGUAACCGCCAUGCUAAGCGCUCCAAAUGAUAAAAAACGUCCACUUUUUGCGGCCAAGGACAUCAAGCCCUUUUACUUUGAACAUGGCCCCAAGAUUUUCCCACAACACAAGGGCCUGUUGGCAACAAUAGGAAAUUUGUUUGGAACAUUAGGAGGACCAAAAUACGAUGGGAAGUACCUUCAUAAGGUGGUGAAGGAGAAGUUGGGGGAAACUCGUGUGCAUGACACACUGACAAAUGUUGUGAUCCCCACCUUUGACAUCAAGACAAUGCAACCGACUGUUUUCUCUUCUUAUAAAAUCAAGACGUCCCCUUGCUUGGAUGCUCAACUCGCUGACAUAUGCAUCAGCACCUCCGCCGCGCCUACUUAUCUCCCCGCCUACUCUUUCAGCAACAAAGGCUCCGAUGGAAACGUGCAGGAAUUCAACCUUGUUGAUGGUGGUAUUUGUGCAAACAAUCCGACUCUAGUAGCUGUGAAUGAAGUAACCAAGCAAAGCCUUCUUGAAAACCCUGACUUCUUUGCCAUCAAGGCUGUGGAAUAUAGUCGGUUCCUGAUAAUCUCACUGGGCACAGGGACAGCAAAAAAUGAAAUGAAGUUCAAUGCAAAAAUGGCAGCUAAAUGGGGUCUAUUGGAUUGGUUAACCAGCGGUGGUUCAACACCCUUGAUUGACAUGUUUAGUCAAUCAUCUGGUGAUAUGGUCGAUUUUCAUCUUUCUACUGUCACUCAAGCACAUCAUUCAGAAGAUAAUUAUCUCCGGAUACAGGAUGAUACAUUGGCAGGUACGGAUUCUUCCGUUGAUAUCUCAACAAAAGAGAAUUUGGAAAGGCUGAGCCAAAUUGGUAUUAGUUUGUUGAAGAAACCAGUAUCUAAGGUCAAUUUAGACUCUGGUCUAUGUGAAACAAUGCCAAAUGCGGAAACCAAUGAAGAUGCUCUCAAAAGGUUUGCAAAAACGCUUUCUCAAGAAAGGAGACUCAGAGAAUUGAGAUCCCCUAACACCUAAAGCCUUUUGCAUUGUGAUGUGAAAUGUUCACUUGUUGUUCAUGAAUUGUAGAAAUUUCAGCUACCUCCUUCUCAGGAAUAUUGUUUUAUGUAAUUCAAUAAAAAGAAUGUCAACUUCAUUGUAUGUUUGCUGAUGUUAGUGGGACUGUGUUCCCUCGUGAUUUUCUAGUUUAAGUUCGGGCUUUGCCCAUACUGUAACCAAAAAGUAAUGUAAAGAAGACCCGUCGUUAUUUAUUCAUUAA